Messenger RNA from Sphaeramia orbicularis (orbiculate cardinalfish), 2404 nucleotides. It is a transcript of the gene hnrnpk, whose product is annotated as heterogeneous nuclear ribonucleoprotein K. The transcript is spliced from 17 exons. The record is from RefSeq and is a predicted model, not a curated record. Bases 289 to 1590 code for a protein of 433 amino acids. NCBI's taxonomy places the organism in Eukaryota, Metazoa, Chordata, Actinopteri, Kurtiformes, Apogonidae. Gene Ontology annotation, molecular function: RNA binding.
AAGGGGGACGAGCGUGUUGGACUGACUGCAGGUUUGUGCUUUUUGCAGUAUUUUCUUAUGUUCCUUGUUUUGUUGGGGCUUAUACAGUUGUAUUUUACAAGCACUGUAAAAGUCGCAGCAGCUGUUUGGUCUUUGCUUGUUUAGUUCCGCCUAUCAACACCCCCUUGUCCCUGUAAAUAUCGACUACCACAGCUCGCAGGGGCCGGUUUUCUGCUUCCGUCUCCCCGCUGCCAUCGCCUGUUCCUUGGACCGUGGUGCCAGACCAUUCUCUCCUAUUCUCAGAAGACCAUGGAGACAGAAAUUGAACAACAAGAAGAUAGCUCUUUCAGCAACACAGAGACAAACGGUAAGCGCCCUGCUGAGGAUGCAGAUGAGCAGAAAUCAUUCAAGCGCUCCAGGAACUCGGAUGAGAUGGUUGAGCUUCGCAUUCUCCUGCAGAGCAAAAAUGCAGGAGCUGUAAUUGGGAAGGGUGGCAAAAACAUCAAAGCCCUUCGUACAGACUACAAUGCCAGUGUGUCAGUCCCAGACAGCAGUGGGCCUGAGCGCAUUUUAAGUAUCAGUGCAGACAUCGAGACCAUUGGAGAAAUCCUGCUGAAGAUCAUCCCAACUUUGGAAGAGUACCAACAGUAUAAUGGCAUAGAUUUUGAUUGUGAGCUGCGUCUGCUGAUCCACCAGAGCCUGGCUGGCUCGAUCAUUGGGGUGAAGGGAGCCAAGAUUAAGGAGCUCCGAGAGAACACAAAGACCAGCAUCAAGCUGUUUCAGGAGUGUUGUCCUCAGUCGACAGACCGAGUAGUGCUGGUUGGUGGAAAAACUGAGAGGGUGGUUGAGUGUAUCAAGACUAUGCUGGACCUCAUUGCUGAGGCCCCAAUAAAAGGACGUGCACAGCCCUAUGACCCCAAUUUCUAUGACGAAACCUAUGAAUAUGGGGGCUUCACCAUGAUGUUUGAAGAACGGGGAGGUGGCCGCAGGCUUAUGGGAGGUUUCCCCAUGCGUGGGAGUAGGUCCAGUGGAGACCGUGGGUUUGAACGGAUGUCCUCUAGCAGAGGUGGGCGGGGACCCAUGCCACGUCGGGAUUAUGAUGAGAUGAGCCCUCGCCGUGGUCCUCCUCCACCACACCCUAGCAGGGUUGGAAGGGGGAGUGGCCGUGGACGCAACAUGCCAAUGGGACACCCUCACAGAGGAGGAGAUGAUCGUUACUAUGACUCUUACCGUGGCUCAGAUGAAAGGUCAAAUGACAGAAGAGGCCGACCAGAUCGCUACAGUGAUAACAUGAGUGGAGGCGGAUAUGACAACAGUUCUUCCUGGGAUAGCUACCAGUCUGGUGGACGUGGCUCCUAUAAUGACAUGGGUGGCCCUGUCAUCACCACACAAGUGACGAUCCCUAAAGAUCUUGCUGGCUCUAUCAUUGGUAAGGGAGGCCAGCGAAUCAAACAGAUCCGCCAUGAGUCUGGAGCCUCCAUCAAGAUCGACGAGCCUCUGGAAGGUUCUGAGGAUCGCAUCAUCACUAUUACGGGCACCCAGGAUCAGAUUCAGAAUGCCCAGUACCUCCUACAGAAUAGCGUGAAGCAGUACUCUGGUCAUUUGCUGUAGACCCAGGAGACUCAGACUGAAGCAGACUCAGAUUACGCCCCCACCUACCCCUUUCUGCCCCCUGUCCAACACAGCCCCUUCAGACUAUUAUUCUGGAUUGUGGUUGUCUUUUUUGAAUUUUAUUUUUGUAUUUUUUAAUGAAAUGUCCAACAUUCCUGUGCAUAAAACAAAAUGUAGAUGUUCUGCAUUUUAAAGAGUGUAGUCCAUUAGUUUAUCUGAUACGCAUCUUUUUUUCUAACAAUCACACCUAAUGAAAUAUUCUUCAGUCUCCUGACAGACAAAAAAUAAACAUAACCUUUAUUUUUGAUGGUUUUGUUUUUUAUGACUUGUAUGUGUAUGUUUGUAUCACCGAUUUAACUUCUGGCUGUGUGUGUGUGGGUGCAUGUUGGUGUGUUUUAUUGUCUAUACUGGUCCCUUUACACACAGUUGUACUCCAUUGCCACUCCGUACAACAUGCAGAAUGUAAACUGCUUUUCUUUUUAUAUACAUCCAUUUUUUAAGAGAUGUAAGAAAUUUUACCCUUCAUAUGAAUUUGGCAUGUUUAAUUUGGGACUCUAUUACACACCACAUACAGUCUGGUUCAUUUGUCAGAAUAUUCAUGUAAUAAUCAUAGUUGUGUAAUGAAACUGAUUCAAUCCUCAAAAAUGAAACAGUAGUUAGAAAUUUAUGACAUUUCAUUAGUUUAACAAUAAUGUUGAACUUAUCUAUUUUGUCCUUGCAAUCUGUUGUGCUCUACACUUGUUUGCUCUCCAUGCUGUAGACUUCACAUUGUCAAAUUGUGAAACUAAUAAACAUGAAGCCACUUUUUACUGAA